Messenger RNA from Lates calcarifer (barramundi perch), 5918 nucleotides. RefSeq names its product PR domain containing 12b (gene prdm12b). Gene Ontology annotation, molecular function: histone methyltransferase binding. Gene Ontology annotation, cellular component: nucleus. The transcript has 6 exons. Lineage: Eukaryota; Metazoa; Chordata; Actinopteri; Centropomidae. Bases 1146 to 2348 code for a protein of 400 amino acids. Gene Ontology annotation, biological process: neurogenesis. The record is from RefSeq and is a predicted model, not a curated record.
UCAUCAGUGGUAGUUGUUCAGUGUCGUGGUGCGUUCAGGUUCAGCUGUCACGGGUCGUUGCUGAGUCUGGACGUGGUCUUCAGGUUCAGAGGCCGGCCACAGUUGCGGUCGGACCGGAGGGAACUACAAAGAUUCACCUGGACUCAAAGAGGAGCUGAUCAGGUCAUGGUUGUCAAAGGUCAAAGGUCACUGUGACCUCAAAAGACUGUGAUCAGGAGACUGUGCUGCGUUCAGGUGCAUAGACGUUCAGCACGUCAACAACGCCAUGACUUCGACCCAGUCCAGGUCCAGACCUGUUAACGGCUCAGGAACAGUUUCACCUGCAGCUGAACACCUGGACACAUCAGCUGAUCGAAAAUAACUCGUUUCAAUCAGAAGCCUGAGAGAGGCCUUCAGGGUCCCCAUCAGGAGUCUGUUAAUGUCAGUGUUUCCUCUGGAACCCAACUAUAAACUGAGCUGUUUGUGUUUGUUCAGAGAAUCAGGAGGAUUCAGAAUCAUACGACCAGAAGAGACGUUUUUGUUCGAACACAACCACAGCGACUUAAACGGAAACUGUUCAGGCCUUCAAACCAGGUCCUGACUCAGACCCGAGGCCACAAGAUGGAGGACCUGAACCAGGAGCUCUGGGCCUGCUGAUCCAGGACCUGCAGGUCUCUAACUGCUGCUCUGAGGUCUGUUGUUGUUUUUCUCAUUAAGUCCUAAUUGAGUGUCUGUACGGUGUCACGAGCCGGAGCGGGUAAACGGCGCCAACAGCGCGUGGAGGACACACACACACACACACACACACACACACACACUCUCUCUCUCCUCCCUCUCUCUUUAUAGAAAUGUUGGAGGAGGUGAUAACAGCUCAUUACAGACGGGCUGUAUAUAGACCCCCCCUCCUCAGUCCGGCUCUGCUCUCAGACCCGCAGCACGGUUCUCCUCCGCUCCUCAAACUUUCUCUCAUGGUUCCAUCUGUUUGUAAGAAGCUCGAACAUUCACGGACUCACUCAGCUUCAUUCCAGACCUCAGCAGCUGCAGCUUUCCAGGACUCUUCUGGACUCUUCUGGAUUUUUAAACUCUGAUCCACCUGGAGGACUCCUCCCGUCUCCUCCUGUCCUCCGGUCUCCUGACAACGGCUCCCGCUGCUGCCCCUCCCCGCCAUGGGCUCCGUGCUGCCGGGCUCCUCUCUGGCCCUGAAGCCGGGCUUCAAGCCGCAGCAGCCGCUCUCCCUGGCGGACAUCAUCACCUCGGACAUCCUGCACAGCUUCCUGUACGGCCGCUGGAGGCACGUGCUGGGCGAGCAGCACCACCAGCACCACCCGCACCAGCAUCACCUGCAGCACGAGGACCGCACCGCCCCGAGCGCGAGCCCCAAGACCGCGUUCACCGCCGAGGUGCUCGCGCAGUCUUUCUCCGGAGAGGUGCAGAAACUGUCCAGUCUGGUUUUACCCAGUGAGGUGAUCAUCGCCCAGAGCUCGGUCCCAGGAGAGGGUCUGGGUAUUUUCUCUAAAACGUGGAUUAAAGCAGGAACAGAGAUGGGACCGUUCACUGGACGCCUCAUCUCACCUGAACACAUCGACCUGUACAAGAACAACAACCUGAUGUGGGAGGUUUUUAACGAGGAUGGGACGGUUCGGUAUUUCAUAGAUGCGAGUCAGGAGGACCAGAGGAGCUGGAUGACGUAUAUCAAAUGUGCGAGGAACGAGCAGGAGCAGAACCUGGAGGUGGUUCAGAUCGGCAGCAGCAUCUUCUACAAGGCUGUGGAGACGAUCCCUCCGGACCAGGAGCUGCUGGUCUGGUACGGAAACUCCCACAACACCUUCCUGGGAAUCCCUGGAAUUCCAGGAGGAGAUGAGGAACAGAGCAAGAAGAGCAAGAACGAUGAGUUCCACACCUGUGAGGGCUCCUCUUCCUCCUCCUCCUCCUCCUCUUCCUCCUCCUCCGGGCUGGGCCGCAUGCGCUGCGUCAUCUGCCACCGCGGCUUCAACUCGCGCAGCAACCUGCGCUCCCACAUGCGCAUCCACACGCUGGACAAACCGUUCGUGUGCCGCUUCUGCAACCGCCGCUUCAGCCAGUCGUCCACGCUGAGGAACCACGUCCGGCUGCACACCGGCGAGCGCCCGUACAAGUGCCACGUCUGUCAGUCGGCAUACUCGCAGCUGGCUGGCCUGCGGGCGCACCAGAAGAGUGCCAGGCACCGGCCCACCGGAGACCCCGGUGCCCAGGGGGGAGGCGUGGUGGUUGUGGGAGGAGGCGGUGGAGGAGUGCACUCAGCUCACUCACCUCCUCCUCACCCACCACAACUGACCGCCGUGCCUCACCCGGCGUCCCUGGUACAUCAUAUACCGACCAUGGUGCUGUGAUGGGGGGGCAGAUGGGCAGACAGACACACAACCAAACUACUGACGGACUGACACAUAGACGCAUCUUUUAACUUUAAAUAAGACCAGAUAUUGGAAACAGCAGUCUGCUCCAACCUGUUGGACUGUCUGGUACUUACCCAGGUAGCCAGCUGAUCCGGCCAAACGUGACGGAGUCUCAGCACAUUUGGCACCAUACUGGUUGCCGGCAUCCAGAUUUGCUGCCCACAUCUUCAGUUUUUCAACAGUUCAAACAGGUUUGGUGUUGCUCUCACCUGUUCAACUGGUUGAAAAAAACAACCGGACUAAUUAAAGCUUGUAGUCAGUGUUCAGAAUGUAGAUGUCACCUUUCUGCACGAAAACCAUAAAUGUUUUCACAAAAAUGGCAACCAGCCAACUAGACUUUCAAGUCAACUUGCAGACAUAUGCUGCGUUGCAGUUACGUCAGAAGUCAGAGGUCAGAACUGGGAGAGACGUCACCUACAAGUUGACGGCGUUCCAGUUGAGAAUGAACGUGGACGUCUUUACAGCUGCUCUGUCAGAGUUUAGACAACUUCAAAACAGAUCUGCUCCUGAAGAACACCUGAGCUGUUAACAUGAGAUUUUAAAACAAACACUUUAGAUCGUUGUUAAAAAGACGUUCACAUUUCAAACCUGGAACAUUAAACCAUGAAGGUGAACUGAUUCAAACGUAUCUCAAACUAGCUGUUGUUAGCAACAGUUGAUAACAACGCUCUGCUUGUUCAUUUCUAGUGUUCACGUCUAUUGAGGAGUUGGAAAUCUGACUUCAUGGGGCGUUCAGGUUCAAACUUCUGACUAAGAACUUGGAAAUUCUGGGUUCGGGUUGAAUUGGACCAGGGUGCCUUGGUUGACUUUAGUGCAUCCAUAACCCUCAUGAGUCCAGAACCAGGCUUUCCAGAGCGUGACGUUACGUUAGAAACACUGACCUCUCAAAGCAGAAUUACUGCAAAAUGUCUUGAUGCUUCGCUUCGACUGUAAAUCACUUGUCCUGUCCAAACCAAACGGAAGAAAUUUGACAGAUUAUUGUUAGGUAGCAGUCCACAGAGAUGGAGACUGCAUUUGGAUACAGCCAAUCAAAUGUUGGACUUUAAACUAAUUAGUUGGUUUUUCUUCACAUAUUCUAACUGGCUGCUUCAUCAGGAGGUCCUGUAUUCAGUAUUUCAAUAAUGUAAUACUGAAUUUUAUCCAGCAGAUGUUCCCAAACACUUCAGAGUGGUUGAAUGCUUCGGAGAGUUUAAUUUCCCCAUAACUGGCACCAUAUUUCGGCCACUAUUGGACUUGGGUUUUGACUACCUGGGUAAUGAUUUACAGAGAAAGACUCCCAACAACCAGACUGCUGAUGAAAAGUGACAUAAAAUCAGUCAGAUCAAAGAUGAACCGACCACUUCCCAGACUGGACCUCCACCAUGGAGGGCAGUACAUUAUAUGCAUGCACACACAUAAAUUAGACAGCAAACAGAUAAACACAGUUACACCCACACGUUGGUUAAAGUCAGUGCUUUAUUAAAGUGUUUCAGUGUCUUUUCAUCAGGACGUGGAGACACUGCUAUAAUCUAUAAUGGUUCAUUUAACAGUUGCAUGAUGAGACAGUGUUAUCCCGUGACUCCAGCUGUUCAUGUCGGUAUAAAUCAUGUAUCAUUGAGAUUAAGAUGUCGUGCUUUGGUUUGCAUGCUAAUGGUUCUCUGUUCACAGGUCGUAAUGUGUGUGUUGAAAACUAGGAGGCGCUACAGUCUGAGCACUGAGGCUCCUUCAGAGGAAUCCACUGAGUUUCAGGUAGAUCGUCCUGCUGGUCAGUUUAUCUGCUAACAGGUGAAAGUAGACUCUAUGCUAAAGCAAGUUUUCAUUUCUGCAAAGCCACAAGGGUUUGUCAUGUGUUCUGUCCAUGUUGGGAGUAGAUCAGUGCCCAUACUUUAGCAUGUGGAGUAAAAAGCCACAUUAACUAGCAGAAUUGUGCAGCAAAAUCAGUUCAUUUAAGAAGAAUUGGUGAAUUCAGUUGUGGUGGCAAAAUAAAUCUUUAUUAACCUCGUAAAUCUACCAAAAACAGCCAUUAUUCCAACAUAGUUAGCCCUGAUGCUAACAUUGUAGCAGCAGAUAAACUGAAUAAAUUAGCUUCUUUUGUCAUGGUAGCUUAAAAAUUUGUUACCAAGUGAAACCAGAUUCAAACAAACAGGUUAUAUCAGCUGAAUGGAAUGUAUCAGUGUUAAUAGUUGGAGGCUGACAUGGUUGAUUUUUAUUACUCAGCUGCUAGAAAUUUGAUUUUAAAUGAGAUGACAUGAAGGCAUCAUUAACACGUAGCAUGUACUACGUGGAAUAAAAGUUCCAGCUUCAUUAGCUUUUAAAAAGGCCAUCACCUUAAAUCUAGUAUUAAUUCAACUUUAGUGUCAUGUUAGCAAACUAGCUAGCAUGGACAGCUGCUAUAACUGACCACCAUCUGUCACCAUGUCACCAAGUUUCUAUCCAUGUCUGCACAGCCUCGACAGACCAAAAGGUCUGUACUUGCAACUGCAUUCACCUGUGCAGUUACCCAGUGUAGUAAAAACUUUAACGUUCACAAUCAUUUUCAAGUGUCAGGGUUUUCCUACUGCCAUGCUAGCUCAUUGAGUGCUAGCCCUCAUGUUAGCUCUUUAACAAAAACCAUAUCAAGUGAUGACACAUUCACUGACUUUCCAAAAUGUAUGACUUGGAUGUUGACAUGAACAAUAUUCCAACAUGAUGCAGCACUGAAAUAGUUCACGUUAGCUUGACUGCUGGUAGGCAUGAUGCUAUAACAUUAGUAUUCACUGUGUUCAGUGACAGAAAACUAUCACAUUAUGUAAAAGCAAGUUCCCAAAACGUGUUGUUUAUUUUAUCUUGUGAGCACAUGAGAAAAGAAAAAUCACCUUUUAGGACUUCCGAUACUUUGUUGUAUUGUUUAAUGUUAGCUACAUGCUAACACGUUAGCAGGGGUGAAUAAUUUUCUUCACAGUGUUUUCAUCACAAAUCUACUGGAAACUCACCAGAUUCCUUUGAAGAAGCUGAUCACUUAUUAAAAUAGGCAGAGCCUGAAAUUUAAGAUAUUUUAAUAUUAUCUUUAUUAUUAUUAUUAUUAUUAUUAUUAUUACUGGUUUAUGUGUGUGGUUCUUAAGCCAUGAGGCCCAAAUUGGGACUCAGGCAGUGUCAGUUGACAUUAGAAUCUAAAUUUCUAAUCUUUGUAAAUGUUUCCACAUGAUUCUUCCCACUGAUGUCUGAUUUCUGUAUAAAUAUGUUGUUAAAUAAUCAAACUAAUGAGAACAGAAAAGAAGAAUCGAUGAGUCCCUUUAGCUGACGGCGGCAGAUCGUUGUCUUUUUUCCUUCAUGUGAUGUAAAUAAGCUCCAAACAAAUAAUGUGAAUAUAAACAUGAGAUGUGCUUUAUGCCCAGAAUUUAAUUCAGCUGUCACUUUAUCUCUGUAUAUGUAUAUGUACAAGGUCAUAUAUGACACAUGUAUCAGUAUAUGAAGUAUGCUAUGUUGACUUCUAUAAAGGACAUUGUAUUUGAGCCUAUAUACUCUUAAUAAAGUAUUACUUCACCUUUA